AUCACCUUUCAUUAAAGAGUCUGCAACUGUAACAGCGGAAGAACAGCUAUCAAUAGUCCUAGCAAAAAAGCACGCAUUGGACUCUUCACCGACAAACCCAACCGAAUGUCCUCUUUACUCGAAUUUCUCUCAAGCUGAAACCAACAUGGCCUCUCAUAGAAUCAAUCCUGACGAGUCUGAGUUACUUUGCGAGGUAGAUGCACAAGCAAUGUAUGCCACACCAGUAAAGACUACAACGGCUAAUUCACAACCCGAAAUCGAGUACGACAAUACAUUAACAGUUACUCAGAAAUCGAGCCAAGAAGGCUACGACGUGGCAGCUCCUCACAUUACUCAUUCAACUGCCCGUUCUCCCAAUACGAGGCACAAUGACAGCGCGGCAAUUUCGUCGAGUUUGCAGUAUGCUGAGUUGCAGUUCGGAAACAACCCGGUGGGCCCUACAGUUCCAUCUUCUGCUGCUGUUACGUAUGCUAGCAUAAAAACAUAACUAUGAAGUUUACUCUUGGCUAAGACGUUUAG
This is a messenger RNA of Corticium candelabrum, 519 nucleotides long. RefSeq lists its product as uncharacterized. Bases 146 to 487 code for a protein of 113 amino acids. Lineage: Eukaryota; Metazoa; Porifera; Homoscleromorpha; Homosclerophorida; Plakinidae. The record is from RefSeq and is a predicted model, not a curated record. The transcript is spliced from 3 exons.